GAUAUUCUUAAGUUAGAUUUAUACGGCCUCCUUGAAGUUGAGGCUGAAGCUACAAAGAAAGAGAUUUUAAGUGCUUAUCGUAAGAAAGCUAGAAAAUGUCAUCCAGAUAAAAACCCAGAUAAUCCAAAAGCAGCUGAACUGUUCCUUGAGUUAGCUAAAGCAUUAGAAGUUUUAACAGAUGCUCCAGCAAGGGCAGCUUAUGAUAAAGCACAACAAGCUAAAAAGGCAGCUGAAGUCCGACACAGACAACUUGAUAGUAAAAGAAAGAAAUUCAAAGAAGAUCUUGAAGCAAGGGAAGAAAAUUUUGAACAACAGAAGAAAGAUGAAGCAGCAGCUCAAAAAAAUCUGCAAGCAGAGAUUGAAAGAUUACGUAAGGAAGGGUGUAAAUUAUUAGAAGAAGAACAAGAAUUAUUAAAAGAAAGCAUAAAACAAGAAAAAGAAAAGAAAAAAGAAGAAUCAGAUGGUAAGAUUACACUGGCAAUUGUGAAGUGGAAGAGUAAGAAAGAUGAUCAAUCUAAUGGUGGAUAUAAUGAAAAUAAUUUAGAAGACUUCUUUAGUAAAUAUGGUGAUGUAUCAGUAGUUUUAGUAUCUAAAAAGAAGACAGGAUCUGCUAUAAUAGAAUUUUCUCAAGCCUCACAAAAGUUAUUAGAUGUUGAAAAUGAAACUGGUUCACCGCAGAAUCAACUGACAGUAAAUUGGUUAUCUGGUAAACCUAAAUUUAAACAACCUAAACCUAGCUCAAUACCACAAACCUAUUCUUCUUAUUCACAUGUAAGAACAUCAGAUUUAGAUUUUGAAUCACUAGUCUUAAUGAAAAUGAGACAAGCUGAAGAAAGAAAGAGAUUAAUAGAACAAAUGAAACAAGAAGAUGAAGAA
Molecule: messenger RNA, 876 nt
Organism: Lottia gigantea (owl limpet)
Lineage: Eukaryota; Metazoa; Mollusca; Gastropoda; Lottiidae
Exons: 10
Biological process (GO): spliceosomal complex disassembly
Cellular component (GO): spliceosomal complex
Molecular function (GO): RNA binding
Source: RefSeq, a predicted model, not a curated record